AUGGCGGCCAGGCUGCUGAGUGCCAUGCUGGGCAUCCUCGGGGUGCUCCGGGUGCAGGUGGACACGUUCAUGGUGGACCUAGACCGGCAGAAGAUUGCAGGAUUCUGGCGGGAAGUCGGUGUGGCCUCUGACCAAAACCUGGUGCUGAAGGCCCCCAAGAGGGUGGAGGGUUUGUUCCUCACCCCAAGCGGGAGCAACCUGACUGUCAAGGUCGCGUAUAACAACUCAGGAAGCUGCGAGACAGAAAGUAUGGUCGGCUCAGAAAUAGAUGUUGCAGGCAAAUUCACUUUUCCUGGCCACAGGGAGAUCCGCGUGCUGGACACGGACUAUGAGCGCUAUGCCAUCCUGAAGGUGUCCCUGCUUUGGCAAGGCAGGGACUUCCACGUGUUCAAGUAUUUCACUCGGAGCCUUGAGGACGAGGAUGAGCCUGGCUUCUGGAGGUUCCGAGAGUUGACAGCAGACACGGGCCUUUACCUGGUGGCCCGGCAGGGGAGGUGUGCCAAGCUCCUGAAGGAGAGGUUGGGACUGUUACCCCACUUUACAGAUAGAAAAACUGAGGCUCACAGAACCAGGUGCUUUGCCCAAAUCCAGGCAGCAUGGGGUCCUGACCACUGCCCCCCGGAGCCUCCGCAGGCCGCGCAGGUCCCUGAGCCCCUGCCCUUCUGUGUGGCAGGAGCUGAUUUAGAGGAGUUCCUCCGCACAGGCCGUGACCUCCGCCCCAAGUCCUCGAGGAGGCUGAGCCGUGGGGACCCAGAGGGCCAGGCCACUCCCUCUCUGUUUCCUGUGGUGCCUGGAGACAAGGUGGCUCACAAGGAGGACAGCAGCCCCUGCCCUCCCGUCCCCCAAGGGUCCCACCCUGCCCUGCCUAUUCAGAACCUGAUGGCCAGGCUGUUGCAGGUGGGGGCCCUGCAGCGUUGCCCUCCCUCUGCCACAGUCUCCAUCCAGCUCCCGAGAGUGGAGAGGACAGGCUGGGAGCGCGUGGGCAGCUGCACCAGGCGCCAUGCAGUGACGCCGACGCUCAGCAUGAAGGACCCCUGGCACUUGGGAUAG
Cynocephalus volans (Philippine flying lemur) is the source of this 1050-nucleotide messenger RNA. It is a transcript of the gene LCN8, whose product is annotated as lipocalin 8. Gene Ontology annotation, molecular function: small molecule binding. The record is from RefSeq and is a predicted model, not a curated record. NCBI's taxonomy places the organism in Eukaryota, Metazoa, Chordata, Mammalia, Dermoptera, Cynocephalidae. The transcript is spliced from 8 exons. The coding region runs from base 1 to 1050 and encodes 349 amino acids.